CACCAGCGAGGACGACGCGUGAUGCUCCGCUCGGGCUGUUUCCACGUAAUGACGGAUGCUGAACCGCGUCCCACCCCCCUGCCCCACACGAACGGUCCUCCAUGGUGCCAACAGACGGACAUUACGCGGCCGAGGAAAACAACAAACAGCCUCCAUCGCUAGGUUUGAGAUCAUCGCCAGUGUAGUUCGGUGUUGAUGUCCGAGUGCCGCCAUGGCAAACAGGGGACCAAGCUAUGGGCUCAGCCGUGAGGUCCAAGAGAAGAUUGACCAGAAGUAUGAUGUGGAGAUUGAGUCUCGGCUCGUGGAUUGGAUCGUGGCCCAGUGCGGUGGCGACCUGGAGCGACCUGAACCUGGCAAACAGAACUUCCAGAAAUGGCUCAUGAGCGGAACGAUUCUCUGUCGGCUCAUCAACAGUCUGUACCCCAGUGGUGAGGAACCCAUUAAGAAAAUUACAGAAACCAGUAUGGUCUUUAAGCAAAUGGAAAAGAUUUCACAGUUCCUGCAGGCUGCUGAAAAUUACGGUGUCACCAGAGGAGACAUAUUCCAAACUGUUGAUCUGUGGGAAGGAAAGGACAUGGCUGCAGUCCAGAGGACACUGAUUGCUCUGGGAAGUGAAGCUCUGACAAAGGACGAUGGACAUUACCGUGGAGACAAAGACUGGUUUCACAGGAAAGCCAAGGUCCACAAGAGGGAGUUUUCUGAGGAGCAGCUGCGUCAAGGUCGCAGUCUUAUCGGUUUGCAAAUGGGAAGCAAUCGUGGAGCGUCUCAAUCUGGCAUGGUAGGGUACGGCACCCCGCGGCAGAUCAUGCGGUUUGACUCUCCUCGACACAACGGACAUGAGAGCAAUCCCUAAACACCACACGGGAGUGUGUUUCCCAAAAGCACCUAUGGUCGCAAGUUCCGUCAUUUCCUGUAGAGUUCAGUGGAAACUAAAAUAAUUAGCUAAUGAUGCUUUUGGGAAACUCCUCCCGGUUUGGUAUUUAAAAUCUGCGCUGGAGCCGAAAGCCAAAUCUAGAGCUCCGGUUGUAGAAGGAAUGUGUAUCUGUCUGUGUGUGUGUGUGUAUAUAGAUAAACUGUGGACUGUUACUGCUUACACACAUUAGAAUGUUGUCCCUUCACCCACAAUGCACCAGUACUGGCUGCUAUUGUCUCUUAGGCAAGCUCCAGAUAAUAAACUAAUUAAAUUGAAUAUAGCAACUCUAAAAUGCGUGCAUCUCGAUAAACAUGUAACCCUUUAAGAAUUGUAAGCUGACAAUCUGGUACUUGAACGUUUAUUUAAAAAUACGCCUUUGGCUGAUGCUCUUAAGCGAAGCAACAUAAAAGGAAUUGUGUCCUGUGAAAUUAACCCCCAGAAUAUCAGCAUCACACGCCCAUGCUCUACCGGUUGGGCUGAAUGAGUUGUGCAUGCUGUGCAAUAGGAACGUUCUGAGGAAAAGUCUAUUUUUACCUAAAGCCAUAUGUAACCGAGAUAUACAUAACAAACAGCGCUUAAAAUAGUAUUUGAUUUAACUGAUACUGUGCUCAGUUGUUACCAAAUGUACAUUAUUGUUGACGUACGCUAACUAUAAAGGUUCUUGUUCCUGCUAGCAGAACGCGCCAAACUAAUCGACUCAGGUCAGUCUGUAAUGUCUUUCAAAAAAUGUCAUUGCUGUGCAGAAUUCUCUGAUGUCACUGCAAAGAAAUGAUGCUAUACAUUCCAGUGAUAGGAGAAAAGAGCUAUGCGCUUAAAGGGUUACUCCACCCAGAAAUGCUUACCCCGUUGUUGUUCCACACCUGUAAAAAAAACGGCUGACACAGAGAAGAGAAGCAGUUUACAUCGAGUGAAUGUUCUCCAAAACGGCUCUGCGGUGACGUGGUGAGACACAGGGGAGAAGAACUGUUGAAACAUUUUUCAUUUUCUCUGACAAUGUCUUUCAUACUUUUCUGGUCCUCGACAGUGUUCAUUACUAGGCAGUUAACGGGACAGUCACAAGCCCCGUUUUCAUCCAAAAUAACUUAACUUGUGUUCCGAAGACGAACAAAGCUUUUACCGGUUUGUAACGACAUGGGGGGGAGACAAAAUUUUCAUUUUGGGGUGGAGUCUGAAUCAAGUUAAACUGAUACGAAAGAAAGUGGUACUUAUUAAGUCAUUCUUAAUGCAGCUAUUUUCAACUUUUGUUCAUUUUAUGCAUUAACUAACAUGCAUGUAAAGUAAAUGUGCUUCUGAUGCCAAGACUGUAUUGCAGAUUAAUUCUAUUUAUUUACUGUGAAGUUUCACGUUUGUCAAAGGUACUGUGUAUCAAAAUACUUUCCGAUUGUCAUGAUUAAAAUCUUUGGCCGUUUAGUUCCAACGUUGCUUGUUUUUACUUUUGUGGUUUGAUUUUAAAUCUGCUUAUUUAUUAGAUAUUACAUUUUCUUUUUUUGCUAUUUACUAGAAGUCUUAGUUAAGAUUUAUUGGAACGUGGAUGCAUUUGUUUUCUUUUAUUCAACAUUGUUUGACUAUUGUAAAGCGAGGUCUAGAUAUUAGUCUCAGUUUUUAAUCGUGUGCGCAAAUGUCUAUCGUUUCGGUAACUGUUGCAAAUAUAUCUUACUCUUCA
Puntigrus tetrazona (Sumatra barb) is the source of this 2576-nucleotide messenger RNA. It is a transcript of the gene tagln3a, whose product is annotated as transgelin 3a. The transcript has 5 exons. The record is from RefSeq and is a predicted model, not a curated record. Lineage: Eukaryota; Metazoa; Chordata; Actinopteri; Cypriniformes; Cyprinidae. Bases 212 to 853 code for a protein of 213 amino acids. Gene Ontology annotation, molecular function: protein binding.